Molecule: messenger RNA, 1500 nt
Organism: Cryptomeria japonica (Japanese cedar)
Lineage: Eukaryota; Viridiplantae; Streptophyta; Pinopsida; Cupressales; Cupressaceae
Product: gibberellic acid methyltransferase 2-like
Exons: 3
Coding region: 119-1291 (390 amino acids)
Biological process (GO): methylation
Molecular function (GO): S-adenosylmethionine-dependent methyltransferase activity
Source: RefSeq, a predicted model, not a curated record
AUGACAAUUCCCUGUUUAUAUGAAAAUGUGUGUUUUAUUCUAUUUGUAAUUUAAAACCUCAUAAUCCAACCAUAUCUGAGUCUCCUUUCUAAGAAGGGAUCAUCCAGCUUUGCUUAGAAUGGAAAUUGAUUGCAUGAAGUCAAGCAUAGUCCAGAGAAAUGAAAAGGCAAAUGAGACAGAGAAUAAGAAUAAUUCUUUUUCUUCUGCCCAACUCCAUGGAGUUCUCCACAUGUAUUCAGGCAAUGGUGAUGCAAGCUAUGCAGAGAACUCUACAAGACAGAGGCAUGUUUUCCAUGUCUUGCAACCACUGUUUCAGGAAGCCAUUGAGAAGCUCACAUUCCCCAAGGAGGGUCCUCUCAGGAUUGCAGAUCUUGGCUGUGCUACUGGUCUCAACACCAUAUCAGAUAUGGAUUUUGUUGUGAGCACACUGACAAAUCUGUGCAAUGGAACAGUAGUCAGAGAUUUCCAAGCUUUCUUCUCUGAUUUGCCAUCCAAUGACUUCAAUGGACUGUUCAGUCUGCUGGACAGGUGUAAUCUCCCAUAUUUUGUUGCUGGGGUACCUGGAUCCUUCUACAAUGUCCUCUUUCCUCACUCAAGCAUUCAUGUCUGCUAUUCUAUAAUGGCCCUCCAUUGGAUUUCACAGGUCCCUGAGGCUGUUCUGCAGAAAGACUCUCCCUUGUACAACAGAGGAAGAGUGUGGAUCAACAGAGGCGAGCAGGAGGUUGUAGAUAUGUACUCAAAACAGUCUCAGAAAGAUCUCACUGCUUUCUUGAAAUGCAGAGCAGAAGAGAUGGCUACAGGAGGUGUACUGUUUUUGUGCCUGAUGGGGAGGCCAGACACUUCACCCCCUUCUCAACAAGUUUCAGUGGAAGGUGAAUUCUGUGGUCAGGACUUUGAAGAUGCAUGGGAUGAUCUUGUCAUGGAGGGCAUCAUCAGUGCGGAUUUGAGAGACUCAUUCAAUCUUCCAUGGUAUUUCCCAAAUGCUAUUGAGGUGAGAGAAGCAGUGGAGAAAAGUGGUGCUUUUGAGAUAGAGAGAUUAGAAGUAUGUGAAGGGGUACCAAGCAUGUCUGAGAAGGAAUUUGAGCAGUGGGUGAAGGAGCCAAAUAUGUUUGCAAAGAUGAAAGCAAAUUUGGUAAAGAGUUUCGUGGGCAGUCUAGUUGAGGCCCACAUUGGCAUUGAGCAUUCAGAGAUGUUUUUUCAGAGGUUUGAGCAGAGAGCUGCAGCCCUUCUCCAUUCCUCUCCUCCUUCAAGAUUUGCCACCUGCACUGUUGCCUCCCUCAUCAGAAAGUAAAAAGUCGUUGUGUGUCCUGUUAUAGCAGUGACAUUUUGCACAAUAUAAUAUUCCCUCUCUUGUGGGCCUCAACUCUUACCCUUUGUGGGAAAGGGUGGACCAGGACAGACCUUUGUAAAGUCAGACUUUCCCAAAAUAUAUAUCUAUCUAUAUAUUUCUGACUUUUAUUUUAAAUAUCAAGUUCUUUGUUGCUUCUUUUGCUAAAGCCA